CGAAAAAAGAAGAAACCUUUGGUGGAGUACUGUCAUUUGAGCAGGAAGUAAGAUGUUUAAGGUUUCAUGUCACAGUCUCAUGCCUUGUCCGAAUCUCUUGCAGCCCAGGGCUAGUUUGCUGGUCCAAAAGGAAGGGAUUGGUAAAAUGCACGGUCGCUGUACAAAGGUAGCCCGCAAUCCAAACAUGGAAAGGUUGCGAAAUAACUACUUGUUUCCUGAGAUAUCAUCGCGUGAAAUGGAACACAUCAAGAAGUACCCAAACGCAGAAGUGAUAAGCCUCGGAAUAGGCGAUACCACCGAGCCAAUACCAGAUAUUAUUGCUUCAGCCAUGUCUGAUUAUGCGCGUUCCCUUUCGACACCGGAAGGUUAUAGAGGGUAUGGAGCUGAGCAAGGAAACCAGGCAUUAAGGCAAGCGAUUGCGCAAGCAUUCUAUGGAGAUCUAGCAGUGAAAGGUACAGAGGUUUUUGUAUCAGAUGGUUCACAAUGUGAUAUCUCUCGCAUUCAGUUGCUUCUGGGUUCCGAAAUGACAAUUGCUGUACAAGAUCCUUCAUUUCCGGCCUACAUAGAUUCAAGCGUCAUUAUAGGCCAGGCUGGUGAUUUCCACCCUAAAACAGGGAAGUACCGGAGCAUCGAGUACAUGAAAUGUGGGCCUCAGAAUCAUUUCUUUCCCGAUUUGUGGAACACUCCGAGAACAGACAUCAUCUUCUUCUGCUCUCCGAACAAUCCAACGGGCCACGCAGCAUCGAGGGAGCAGUUGGAGCUUCUCGUAGAAUUCGCCAGGGAAAACGGAUCUAUCAUCGUGUAUGACACUGCCUACGCUGCUUACAUCACGGACGGAAGCCCGCGAUCAAUAUAUGAAAUUCCCGGAGCCAGAGAGGUUGCGAUAGAAGUUUCAUCGUUCUCCAAAAGUGCUGGAUUCACAGGUGUUCGUCUCGGCUGGACUGUGGUACCAGACGAGCUCUUAUAUUCCAAUGGUUUUCCAGUUGUGAAUGACUUCAAUCGCAUUAUAUGCACCUGCUUUAAUGGCGCUUCCAACAUAGCUCAGGCUGGUGGUUUAGCAUGUCUUUCCCCAGAAGGUGUCAGUGCGAGGCGCUCUGUGGUAGACUACUACAAGGAGAAUGCUCAAAUACUGCUCGACACUUUUUCUUAUCUGGGAUUGAAGGCAUAUGGGGGUGUAAAUGCGCCGUAUGUUUGGGUUCAUUUUCCAGGUUUGAGAUCUUGGGAUGUGUUCAGUGAGAUUCUUGGAAAGACGCACAUAAUUACAGUUCCGGGGAGUGGGUUUGGUCCAGGAGGUGAAGAGUUCAUAAGGGUUACAGCUUUUGGACACAGAGAAACCAUCCUGGAAGCCUCAACAAGGCUAAAGAGCCUUUUUCUUUAGACAAAUGAUUCAUAUGUUUUCUAAUAACAUCUCACAUCUGUACUAAUUACUAAAUAAAGCAACUCAGGUUUGUAAUUGAGCUCAGGUUUGUAAUUGAGCUCAGGUUUUUGAUGAUUUCAUAUGUCCAAUAUUAUUAUGCUACAUGUUAACAAAAUUUGCCGAACAAUUCACAAUAUCAUUUGAGUCCACACAAUCCCAUAUAAGUAUAAUGUAUCUAAAAUGCAGCCAAUCUCUCAAGCAGUACUGUGUACAUAAGCAGAAAAUGGAUUUUUUUACAAGAACAUAAAAUUAGGGAUAUAAAUACCUCCGGAGACAAUAAGGUGAUAAACUUGAUGGCCUCCAAAUAAACUGGUGUAUGAAAUGCGGAGUUCGGAAAAGAAAAAAAAAGGAGCAGAGCCUUCACGUAUAUUGUACAUCUACAACUCAAGGAUUUGACAGUUGAGCAGUUCUUCGGAACCAGCAUUCUUAGUGGCAAUGACUUUCCAAAUGUUUGUUUCAGUUUGUUCUUCCAAAUGGGAAUCAUCCAAAGGAAUUGUUGAAGUUGAAGCAACCGAACUCGAACGAUUUUGCCUUUCAGUCUGCAUAACCGCAAUAUUAUGGGAAUCAUCCAAAGGAAUUGUUGAAGUUGAAGCAACCGAACUCGAAAGAUUUUGUCUUUCAGUCUGCAUAACCGCAAUAUUAUGAUUCACAUCUUUCGUGAUAACGUGAAGCUUACCAAGAAAACCAGCAAGUAAAUAAGGAGACUCAGAAUCAAAGUCACGGACGGGAACGUCUCCGGAAACAACUUUCCAAGCAUCAUUUUCAUGGUCAUAUGAUUUGAUCUUAGAACUAUUCAAAGAACUCGAAGGAUCCAAGGCGUACAAUUCGCCAUCGACAGUGGCACUCAAUUUGGUUCCUGCCUGCCUAGCAGGCCACCCCUCCCCCAUUCCAAUCGGCAUAUCAACCCAUGAAUUUGUAUCCGGAUCAUAAACCUCUCCUCCAACAUCAACAAAAAAUGGCCAACAAUACAAACUCUGCGCGACAUAUAAUUUCCCCUUGUAGGAUGUCAUUCCAGUUGCAAUGGGCUUAAGCAAAUCAGCCAGAAAAGCAGUUGGAAGCAACUGAGAAAAUGGCAUGCUUGGGAUUUGGGACCAGAGGCCAGUACAAGGAUCAAACACUUCAGCAGUCCGAAGAGGUGUCAGACCUCCACGACCCCUGGUGACCCCUCCAACGACAUAAAGCUUGUUGUUUAAGACACCUGUCUUACAGUAUGCCCUACCAAUGGACAUAGGACUCACUUCAAUCCACCUGUUAAGAAUUGGGUGAUAACGCCAGACGCAACUCAUGGCUGUUGCCCUAGAAAAUCCCCCUAGCACAUAUAUGCAGCCGUCAAUGACACCAGCAGCACAACCACAAAAAGGCAUUCGGUCCAAAGCGUCCUUCCUCCCAAGCCAUCCCUUUAUGACAUCUGCAAUCCUGAUGCUUGAUCCCAUCAUAUUCCACAUCCGAAGACCAGAUAGGCUCCUUUUAGAGCCGUCUUCUCCAGCAAAAUUGGGCAUUGGUGGAAGCCUUUGCCAUUUUCCAGACAAGGGGUCCAAAGCAUACCACAUAAGCUUGUCAUCUUCAACCUUGGUCAAAAUAUAGAGCCACUCUUCUGUUGUCCCGAGCUCUUUUCUGACUUCAUAGAGUUCAGUACUCAAAAUGGCAGAUUUCCAGCUCUGCGAGACCAAUUUUGCACUCAAGUAGCAACUUCUAGGAACUCUGGCAAGAAUCUGGAUUGAUAUCUCAUCCGGAAGGCUGGGAAAUAGUCGUUGAUUAGCCUCGUAAAAGCUCGAAGAUGUCCUUUGCCUUUUCCUGGUCUCACCACUUGGAACCUCAUAGAACCCACUACUUCUGCCCCUACGACUACAACUCAAUACAGCUCCCAUCAGAAACUUUCUUGCCCCU
Molecule: messenger RNA, 3304 nt
Organism: Rhododendron vialii
Lineage: Eukaryota; Viridiplantae; Streptophyta; Magnoliopsida; Ericales; Ericaceae
Product: aminotransferase ALD1, chloroplastic
Exons: 10
Coding region: 53-1378 (441 amino acids)
Biological process (GO): systemic acquired resistance, salicylic acid mediated signaling pathway; L-pipecolic acid biosynthetic process
Cellular component (GO): chloroplast
Molecular function (GO): pyridoxal phosphate binding; L-lysine:pyruvate alpha-transaminase activity
Source: RefSeq, a predicted model, not a curated record